Molecule: messenger RNA, 5517 nt
Organism: Aphis gossypii (cotton aphid)
Lineage: Eukaryota; Metazoa; Arthropoda; Insecta; Hemiptera; Aphididae
Product: leucine-rich repeat-containing protein 45-like
Exons: 9
Coding region: 3302-5062 (586 amino acids)
Biological process (GO): nucleocytoplasmic transport; activation of GTPase activity
Cellular component (GO): nucleus; centrosome; perinuclear region of cytoplasm
Molecular function (GO): GTPase activator activity; small GTPase binding
Source: RefSeq, a predicted model, not a curated record
UAAAUAUGUUAUAACACCAAAAAAAAAAAAUAUGUAAUAUAUAAAAAUGAUCCGAGGAUUUUGAUCGGAUUGGAAGUCCGAGACACUGUUCGCAUACAUUUAUCUAUUAUCUAUAUUGCAAUUAUGGACAGCACGGUUAAAGAUUAUUUUUAAUCGUGGUGGGCAGUCAGAAAUGUGUUCCAACAGUGGUCAAAAUCCAUGAUCAGUCCAUAUUAGCGGUUGCGCUGUAAAUCGAUCUUAAUGGCAACUAAUCCCAAAUUCCGUGUUGAAAAAAACCUAAUAAUGAUGGGCCGAUGGCCUAGACGACGGAGAAAUCGUGGUAGUCAGCGUGUCUCGCUGGCAAAUGGGCGAAUUGCCGAGUUGAUGUACAGUUCUCAAGAUUUCAACCAUCCUCUUAAUCGCAGAAUUUUAAUCAAGUCGGAUGUCAAAACCCACCAAUGCGAGUUUAUACAUUAACUAUAUAAAAUAUAUAACAUGACUUAAGUGUCGAGGUGCAUACUAAACGUAUGGUUGUUAACACGUCAUUAUUUUUUUUUUUUUUUAAGCACAAGUACCAUGAACUAUGACUGUUAUAAUUAGUAAGGUACUAAUUUAUUUUAAUAACAACGUUACAUUGUCGUUAAUGAUUUGUCUGGUGUAAAUUUCGAUUGUCGCACUAAGUACGAAAGCUAUGAGUGUGUCCGUGCCAUCUAUCAGUCAUACCACGCAACAAGUUUGUAUGUACUAGACCAGCGUUUCUCAAAUUUGUGAUCGCGAUCACCUUAACUAGGGGUCACUUAAGUCAAAAAUAAUAAGACGCUAAUUUACAAAAUUAACAUUUUUAUUGAAUAAAAAAAAACACUUAUACCUGUAACAAGUUUAAAUUAGGUAUUACACAAAUACACCACUGAACUAUAUAAAUACAUAUUACGUAUUAAGUUCAGUGAAUUACACAUGAUAUUUAUAAAUGGCAUACUUCCUUGGAUUAAUUGGUUAAUGAUUUGAUAUAUUUAUGGUUCAAAUUUGUAGUUAAUAUAGUUAUGGGGGGGGGGGGGGGGGGUCGCGAAGUGAUAAACCAUAUUUUAUACAUAUUUUGGGGGUCGCGACUCGCGACACUAAAAAAGUUGAGAAAUACUGUACUAUAGACAUGAAUUAAAAUAUACCUAAGAUAUAUAAUAUCUAUAACCCGCUUUGUAAUAUACAUUUUGAUAUUAAAUAUUGAAAAUAUUAAAUUAAGUAACAAUACCUUUACCACGGUAUGUCGGUAACUACCUAUAUCAUAUGAGUAUUUGGACGACUAUCGAAAUCAUGUACUGUCGUCCUGAAAAAUAUAUAUAAAAAGUCCUCAUCACAACAUCGCGUAAUAGUAUUUUGGUCCUAUGUAAAUAGGACUUGGAUGUAAAUAAUCCAAUUUAAUUAUUUAUAUUGUACCUAUUAUUUGUAUUUUGAAUAAAUCUUAUUUUAAUAUUUUCCUAUUAUUUAUUAUGAAUGUGAAAUAUAAUGUAACAUUCUCGUAAUUAUUACCUAUGUAAUUCUUAAUCUUCAAGACUUCAAUUUUGAAAAAGCUUUAUGGCCAAUGCAAUCACGAUUCAAGGCCCAUCAUAACAACACAUGCAGUAUACGAAAAUUAAGAGAAGAGCUACUAUCUACGACAUAUUAUUCUCGCCUGCUGAGCAUUUACCAUGUGGCAGAAACCAAUUAUAGACUACCUAUAUGUAAGACAUUAAUUACCUAGGUUAAGAGCAGGAGUAGCUACAACAAAAACAAACCUAGGUAGUUAAAUGAGCCAUCAGAAAGGAUUGGACACAGCCGCAUAGGACAUACCUACUAUAUAAGAAAGUGGCGAAGAUCAAUCAGAAGAUCAUUUAUUACUGUGUGCCAUAGCCCCGUCAUUCGCUAGGAUGUAUGACAGACGAUUUAGUAUUUCCAGUAUUUUAGUUUUAGCCAACUAAAAGGCAAUAUCAGUUGCCUAUACUCACUGAAUAAAACAAAAUAUUUAAACUCUUUAUUUUAUAUUCUAGUCUUACAUUACUUUACCUUAAGAUUCCUUUAUUUAUUUAUAAUAACAUAAUAUAACCCCAGCAACGGAUACAAUGAGAAGAUUUGGAUAUUUAGAGUGGGUAAAUGUGGGUUGCAUAAACAUUCAUUAGUGAUUUACAAAGCCGUUAUGUAACGAACUUAUGAUUCGUUAAAAAAAAAUAAAAAAUAUUGGCUGUUGAUUUGAACGCUCAUUAGCGUUAGGUAACUAGACUAGUCUGAAAUAUAUCGGCUACUGGACGAGUAAAGUACUAUAAAGUGUAAAGUACAGGUCCGAUUUUGGUUCGGUAACAUUUACAAAUACCUAUUUAUUAAUAUCAAAAUUUUGAAUUUCUUAUUAUCAGUUACAUCUUUUUUAAAGUCUUAAAACAUAAUGUACCAUUACCAUAAAGUAAGAAUUUAGGUUUCAACGUCAAAGAGGAUGUCAGCGCAGUGUUUAUUUCUUUCUCAGAGUCUUAGACCUAGAGAGCCUUUUUUUCCCCUUUUUGAAACCGGGAACGGGUGGGAAUUGUUUAGCACAAUACUGCCACCCAAACCCGUAUCGUUUAUUCACCAUAACAAAUAGUAACAUACAUAAUAGCUAUACAUACGUGGGGGCCUCUAACCACCCUAGAUAUUUGACCUUUGGCCCACAAAUUCAGUCACCACUCACCACACUAUACUAAUCGCACCAGCUGCCUGGCCCGCUCUGCAUUUUCCUUCCGCCCGAGAAUCAGCUCCACCAUUUUGCCAGACUUAGAUAAUAAUUAUUACAUAGGCUCUCUACUCAGACCCAUGUGCAACAUAGACAAAACGCAUUUACACAGAAUCAUUUUUUUUUUUUUUUGUUUUCAGCUUUUGUGGACACAACCAGGUUUUGAUAAGCGAUAAAAAAAAAUCAUGUAAAUAGCUAAACCAAAGAGGGAUAAUAAUAUAAUAUGGUCAUAUGGAACUAAAUUUAUUUAUUUGUAAAAAACACUCCAAGGAGAAAAGAAACUAUAUAGAUUGGACAUCAGCUGGAAAGGAAAUUUUGCAAAUGAAAAGUAUUUUCUUGAGCAUUCAAUUGUACAGUUAAUAUUUGUUUUGUUUUUAUUACCGUUAUCAUUUCUAAAAUAAAAAAACUGAUUCUACAGAAUACAAACUUAUUUUUUCAUUGAUUAUAAUAUUAUAAUAUUAUUAUUAAUAGGCAUUUGUUAAAACAUUGACUUUUUGCUGUAGGUAUGGUACUGUAGUUUAGUGUAUAUUUUACAUUAACUAUUCAAAAAUAUUCUUAAAUUUAUCAUUGAAAAUUAUUGAAUAUAUUUCUAUGAAAAUACAAAUUAUAACUCAUAUAAUUAUGAAUACAGAUAUUUGCAAUAUUUAUCAAAAAUUAUGUUUGAAAAAUAAAAUAUCACCUAAUGAAUUUAUUGUAUCAUGUUUACACAAUGCAAGUAUUUAUGGUGAAUUCAAUUUGAAAAGUACUACAGUAACAGAACAUUCUUGUUUAUUAAUAGCCGAAACUUUUAAACAUGAACCCACUAUUAAUAUUUUGAAUUUGUCUGAUUGUAUUCUACCACCUAAUGGGUUGAAAACCUUUUUAAAUUUAGUGAAUUAUUUAACAAAUUUAAAGAUAUUGAAUUUAAAAGGAAAUCAAAUUGGAAGUGAUCUAACUUUAUAUAUUUCUAAUAUAUUAUCAAAUAAUACUAAUAUUACAGAGCUACGAUUGGAUUGGAAUAAUAUUGGUGAUUCUGUUGAUACAUUUUCCCAAUUGUGUCAUAGCUUAAUGUCUAAUACAGUUUUAAAUACUUUAAUUUUAGCAAAUAAUAACCUAUGUCAAACAUGUGGUUUUCAUUUAGCUAAAAUGUUAAAUAUCAAUAAAUGUUUAAAGAAUAUCGCCAAACAACUAAAACAGAAUAAGUCAAAUAAAAUUAAGCAAAAAGAAAUUCAAGUCAGGAACUCAAGUCUUCUUGAACAUGUAGCAUCAGUUGAUAAAAAUUAUCAAGUACAAUUGAACAUUCUUAACAAUCAAUAUAAUAAUCGUGUCAAUGAACUACAAUCAAAACUACAACUUUUUCAAUUAAAAAAUCAAGAGCAAAAUCAAGAGCUUGAAGAAUUAAAAAAAAAUAGUUUAAAAGACAAAGAAAAUUAUAUUCUUAUUUCAAACCAAGUUAAAAAGAUAGAAUCAGAGGCAUCGUUUAAUAAACAAAAUUUAAAUUUACUUAUAAAAAAAAUAAGUAACGAAAUUCCAAAUUCUGAUAUGGAAAACAUGAAUUACCCAGAGGACUUGGAUAAAAUAUUUUACAUUGUAUCAAAAAUUAAAGAAAAUUGUAUCAUUGAAGUUUUACAAGAAAAAAAGAAAUGUCAACAAUUAGUAGAAAAUUUACUUAAGUUGACAAAUGAACUAAAGACAUUAAAAGAAGAGUGGCAACAUUUUAAAUCAUCAACGGAACUAAAUAUUAAAGAUUAUUCUGAUGAAUUAAUAGCUAUUAAAAAGUUACUUAUUACUAAUAUGUAUCAUCGUAAGAUAUCAAAUAAAAUUAGUAAUGAAAUAAAUAUGAACAAUUUAAUUCGACAACAAGAAGAAAUAAAUACUUAUGAUAAACAGACAAAUGUGUUACUUUCGUUAAAUACAAAGAUAAAGACAUUACAUAAAGAAAAGACAGAUUUAGAAAUUAAAUUAGCAGAAGCUGAAACACAUUCUGUUGAAGCUACUGAGACAAUAAAAGUACUUCAAAACAAUUUGAUGUUGGCUAAAGAUGAAUUAAUUAAGUUAAACAAAACACAACUACAUAAUAUAGCUGCUCAAACAACAAGUGCACAACUAAACACUGAUGCAUUAACCAAGGAAAUAGAUAUUUUAAAAGCUGAUCUUGUUGAAAAAGAUAUCCAAUCAAAACUCUCUAAAAUUGAAAUAGAUAAAAUUAAUUCCAAUCAUAAAACUGAAUUAAUAAAUCUUGAAAAUAAAUUCCAGUCUAAAUAUCAAGCAUUUAAAGAAAAAAGGAAAGAAGAUCUAACUCAAUGUGAAAAGAUAUGUUUAAUGUUUCAAGAAUAUGUUGGUAAAUUGAAAGAAGACACUUCCAAUACAUGAAUAUUGAUCAGUAAAUGUAUAUUAAAUAUGUAGGUAUGUAUAUUACCUAUGUGUUUUUUUUCUUUUUUUGAUGUAAAAAUAUUAAUAUUUUACUCAUUUAAUUCUCUAUAAAAAUUAUUUAUCAAAAAUUUUUAUGACUAAAUUGUAUUUGCUAUCUAAAAAUAAAAUUUAGGCACGUAUACAAAUUUAAUUUAUAAAUGUAUUUUAUAAAUAUUGUGUUUUUUUAAAUUAAAUAGACCUAUUUUGUAUGAACAUUAUAACUUUAUAAGACUGGGUUAAUUUGUAUGUAUACACUAGCAUAAUAUGUUAUUUUAACAUUAUAUAGACUUUUAAAAUGUAUGUGUUCUAGAAAUAUUAUUAUAACAAAUAUUUACUUGGUAGGUAUUUACCAACUAGUUUCAGGAUAGAUGGCGCUAUAACAAAUAUGACAAUAGGUGUUGAAAAAUCUUAAUUUA